UCCCCCAAACUUCCUUCAACAUGUUGUUGUUGCGGUAAAUGAAAACUGCAGUCCGUGAUAACUUAAGUUUAAGUAAAGGAAGGCAGUAAUCACCAUUGCAUCUGAUGUAGGGAAUUCCAUCCUGAAAAAGAAAACGGGAAUAACUUACUUUUUGGUGUAUAAUCGCCGAACAGCGCGAAAGUGUCAGAAUUGCAAAUACAACAACAACAACAACACCAUCUGUUUUGAUUGCUUUCUGAACAGGUCUGAGAAUGGCUCAAGUUCCCGUACUUCCUCUUCACACAGAGACGACGUCAGUGAUGCUGAGCUCCUACAGAGACCAACAUUUUAAGGGUAGCAGAACAGAUCAAGAACGACUACUUCAACAGACCAGCACUUUGUAUGUGGGAAACAUGUCAUUUUAUACAACAGAAGAACAGAUUCACGAGUUGUUCUCUCGAGCUGGCGAUGUCAAACGAAUUGUCAUGGGAUUAGAUAAAGUGAAGAAGACUCCUUGUGGAUUUUGUUUUGUGGAAUAUUACGUCCGAGAAGAUGCAGCUAAUGCCCUGCGCUACAUUAACGGCACACGAUUGGACGACCGAAUCAUUCGUACAGAUUGGGAUGCAGGCUUCAAGGAAGGAAGGCAGUAUGGUAGGGGGAAGAGUGGAGGACAGGUGCGGGAUGAAUAUAGGACAGAUUAUGACGAGGGACGAGGGGGCUACGGAAAAAUUCUGCUUACAAAAAUACGCCAGCCUCCUCGAGAAUAGAGAACCAUCACCUGUGCUGAUGACAUUGACAACAGCAAACAUUCGACCAAUUGCAACUGCAACCAGUUUUAUACCAGAAAAUGUAAAAAAAGCAAAUGGGUUACAGGUGUUGAUCUCUUGAUAAAGCAGCCUCACAAUUUGAUGCCAUGGCUAAUGGCUAAUCCCAUCUGGACAUUUUGUUUGCUUCAUGUUUUGAGUCUCUGUUUAAGCUAAAGGCAAUUUUGGGCGCAUGCUGAUUCCCUUGGGGCAUUUCUUGUUCAACGUUUUGAGCCUACAGAGAUGCUAGUAGUAGGGCAUGCUAAUUGCAUGAGGAAAUUUUUCUUGCUCUAAAUUUUGAGCCUUAGUUUUCAACCUAUGAUAAUGGUAAGACUCAACAAUAAGAAUUGACUGUUCAGGCUUAGAUCUCUUCCUGAUGGAAACAGAACACUGUCUGAUGGAACAUCUGGUCACUAAACUGGUGCACCUAACACUUCAGAAUAAACUGAACACAUCAUUCAUC
Molecule: messenger RNA, 1245 nt
Organism: Liolophura sinensis
Lineage: Eukaryota; Metazoa; Mollusca; Polyplacophora; Chitonida; Chitonidae
Product: nuclear cap-binding protein subunit 2-like
Exons: 4
Coding region: 252-746 (164 amino acids)
Biological process (GO): mRNA cis splicing, via spliceosome
Cellular component (GO): nuclear cap binding complex
Molecular function (GO): RNA cap binding
Source: RefSeq, a predicted model, not a curated record